GAAUUAGUUUGACGAGUCGGAAGGCAGCAGCACAAGUAGCGGCGACGGCAGCAGCAGCAGCAGCACGCACGUAUAGACGCAUAGAGGUGUACGCAUCAUGCCGUGUCAGUGUCGAUAUUCAUCGCGCUACUUAUCGUUAAUAUCGCGUUUGUCCGUCAUUUAUCGUGAACGUUAUUUUAUCGUUUCCAUAAUAUUCGUCAAGAAAAUAUAAUAAUGCGGUAUAGUGCGAUAUUAAAAUGUUUAAUUUCGUGGGAAAUGGGAACUUUGGCGAAGAGGGAAGAAGCUACCAGUAGUAGCAAACUAUUCGUCUUCGCGUCCUAUCGUUAAAAAAAAAAGAGAAAAGCGAGAGAGAAAAAAGAAUCAAAGAGAGAGAGAGAGAGAGAGAGAGGAGAAAGAGUACAGGUUCUCAAGAAGUUAAAUAUAUAAAAAAAAAGGAUGUAUCAUGUGUUGCGUGAUACGUUGGAACGUUGACACGUUCUAAAUCAAAAAAAGAAAAUAGAAGAAAAUACGAAGAAAAGAGAGAAAAAGACAGAAAGGAGAGAGUUAGUGAGAGAGAGAGAGAGCGAGUGAGAGAAAUAACAGGAAGAAAACCGAAGUAAAGUUUGCGCCGAGCGAAUGUUUUUCGACUGACAGAGACCGGAGAGACAAUUGUAUCGUACAUCAAGAAAACAGUAAAAAGAAAAAAUAAAGAGGGUUAGACAAAUCGAAAUAAAAAAAAGAACAAAAAAGUCAAGGUACAUUUAAUUGAAAGGUAAAAGCGCAAACACAUAAGAAGUGGAGAAACAAGUGAAUAUCCAAAAGUUUAGGGGUGCCGUGAACGAGAGCGCGAAUUCGAGUCGCUUCCCCUCCUCCGCGUUAGGGGGAGGGUGGCGGGGUUGGUUCAUAACUCGUACCGAACGAGUGAAAGAAAGAGACACGAAUAGAUAGAGUGAAAGAGUGAAAGAGAGAGAGAGAGAGAUCGCAAAAGGCAACGUCAAGAUGUCGUCGUCAGGGAAUAGCAGCCGCGGUCGUGCAGUUUACAUCGGCUCAAUAUUUCAAAAGUUGCAGGGUCGUUUCACGGACGCUAUGACGCCGCCUAAACUAUCCACAGAUAAGCGUAUGUUGGACAAGACCUGGAAACUCAUGGACAAGGUUGUUAAACUUUGUCAACAUCAACGUAUGAAUUUAAAAAAUUCGCCCCCUUUUAUCUUGGACAUAUUGCCGGACACCUAUCAACGUUUGAAGUUGAUUUAUAGCAAGUACGAUGACAGGAUGCAGAUAUUACACAGCAACGAACACUUUUGCGUCUUCAUUAACAAUCUCAUGCGCAAGUGCAAACAAGCGAUCAAAUUAUUCAAAGAGGGUAAAGAAAAGAUGUUCGACGAGUCGUCGCAUUAUAGAAGAAAUCUUACGAAAUUGAGCUUGGUCUUCAGUCACAUGUUGUCCGAACUCAAGGCCAUCUUCCCGAACGGGGUGUUCGCCGGCGAUCAAUUUCGCAUAACCAAAUCGGACGCCGCGGAAUUUUGGAGGGAACGCUUCGGUAACAGUACAUUGGUCCCAUGGAAGGUAUUUAGACACGAAUUAAAUCAAGUUCAUCAGAUAAGUUCUGGAUUGCAAGCAAUGGCAUUGAAAUCCACGAUAGAUCUCACGUGCAACGAUUACAUUUCUAAUUUCGAAUUCGACGUGUUUACGAGAUUAUUUCAACCAUGGUCGACAUUAUUGCGUAAUUGGAAAAUAUUGGCUGUGGCGCAUCCCGGUUACGUUGCCUUUCUCACGUACGACGAAGUAAAAGCACGAUUGCAAAAAUAUUGUAUCGCCAAACCUGGAAGUUACGUAUUUCGAUUAAGUUGCACGAGAUUAGGUCAAUGGGCAAUCGGAUAUGUCACAUCGGACGGAGAUAUUCUUCAAACAAUACCGCACAAUAAAAGUCUUUGUCAAGCACUUUUAGACGGUUAUCGGGAAGGCUUUUAUUUAUUUCCCGACGGUCGUAACAUUAAUCCGGAUUUAACGUGGGCGGUACAACCAACACCGGAAGAACACAUUAAAGUUACGGCAGAACAAUAUGAACUGUAUUGCGAAAUGGGUAGUACAUUCCAAUUGUGUAAGAUUUGUGCGGAACAUGAUAAGGAUGUUAGGAUAGAACCUUGUGGACAUCUACUUUGUACACCAUGUCUCACAGCUUGGCAGGUAGAUUCGGAAGGGCAAGGUUGCCCAUUUUGUCGAGCAGAAAUCAAAGGUACCGAACAAAUCGUAGUGGACCCAUUCGAUCCUCGAAGAACACAUCGACCUGGAACCCUCACAUCAUCAUCAUCAUCAUCAAACAGUUCAUCAACCCCCACGCGGGAUCUCGACCCCGACACCGAGGAUAUAAUGGAGCUAAGGAACGGACUUAUUUGCGACGACUCGGAUGACGAAGAUGAUAGUAGUCCAACAAAUUCACCGAUACCACCUCGAAGAAUCGUACCAAGUCCACCGUUACCUCCAAGACGUCCAUCGCCAUCACCAACGCCGAGUAAUCAUCUUCGAAAUGGUCGUUCGCAUUUGGUUGUUCCGAAAGAAAACGCACCACCUCCGCCAUCCUCUGUCACCGUCAUUCUAAGUUCAACUGCUGAUAGUCAACACAAUAAAAUUAAUAACGAGGUGAAGUACGAUAUGCUGCACAGAGCUUCCUCGCCAUCGCAAAUGCCACCUGUACCACCUGCGGUACCACCCACAGUAGUUCCACCGAUAUUACCGGAGAAAGGAAAUCCAACAGCAACUACAACAACAACACCUACUACAACUACAACUUUAGCAAAUGUAAACAAUGUUGUACCACCGGUACCACCACCCUUAUCCGCCCCGAGGCCACCUAAAGGAAGCAAGGAAACUUCGAAACAAGAUCACCAAUACGAAAAUACGAUCGUCAUACCCGGUACAAGGCAACACGUUGUGAAAAAUAUCAAUCUCGAAGUAAACCGGGCACGUUUGACUGCUCUCAUGAAGGCCAGGGAUGAUAUUAAUGGUCCAACGAGCAAACCGGAAGCUGCUGCUUACGAAAACGUCAAUAUUGAACAUAUCACCAGGCUCACCUCGCUUGGUUUUGCACAGGACGCUGUGAUAAGGGCUUUGGGUAUCACAAGGAACGAUUUUGAAAUGGCUUGCGACAUUUUGCACGAAUUCGCGACGAAAUCUUGACCCGGCUCGACCACUGCUGGAUCAUGACCAGUUUUACCCAUAAGACAUUAUUUUUGACGUGGAAAACGUUAUUCUUCGAUCGUGAUAUAAGAUAUUUAGAGACUUCUGUGGUGUUAGGAAAGAAUCCUUUAGCCAAUUUAACUUCCUAUCUAUCUUAUCAAAUAUAACUAUCUCCCUGUAAUUUUUUUUUUUUUCAUAUAAUUUAGCAUCACACAAUGCUAAAAAUAUAAUUGUAUGAGAUAACUAACGAUGAAGAUUGCAUGAUCGUGAUGGAAUAACAUAAAUGAAAAAGAAAAGAGUGAAGAAACGGUGAUAUUCGUUGAAGUAUAUUAUCUAAUAAAAAAAUAAAUUAUUUAUAAUAAUUAAUUAUAUAUAUAUAUAACAAAAUCACUCUAACGAUGUAUAAUCUUUAUUGUUAGUUAUGAUAAACGUUAUCAGAGCACGAAACUACGUACGCAUCUCCCAUUUGGAAAUACCAUGGUAUUUAAAGGAAGAUUGGUAGAUUUUGUGCGAUAAUUUGGGACUGACGAAUUCAAGAGAAAAAAAUAA
Molecule: messenger RNA, 3705 nt
Organism: Polistes canadensis
Lineage: Eukaryota; Metazoa; Arthropoda; Insecta; Hymenoptera; Vespidae
Gene: Cbl
Product: E3 ubiquitin-protein ligase CBL-B
Exons: 10
Coding region: 979-3156 (725 amino acids)
Biological process (GO): negative regulation of epidermal growth factor-activated receptor activity; cell surface receptor signaling pathway
Cellular component (GO): plasma membrane; membrane raft
Molecular function (GO): SH3 domain binding; ubiquitin protein ligase activity; calcium ion binding
Source: RefSeq, a predicted model, not a curated record